AUGCAUUUCUCCAAGACUCUCUUCGGCCUCGCUGCCUAUGCCGCCGCUGUCAACGCCGCUACCGUCACCUUCUGGACCCUCGACGACGUUGAGCGUACCGUCUACUUCACGCCCAGCCCUGGUUCUCCCGAGACUGAGCCCGUCACCGUCAGCAACAAGGAGAACACCACCGUCACCUUCCCCGAUGUCUACCGCGGCAACUUCUACGCCGUCCAGCAGGGCCAGGAGAACAAGCCCGGCAUGCUCGGCGAGGUUGCCUUUGGCGGCUUUGGCGGCCUGACCUUCUUCGACGUCUCCGCCAUCGUCGACCCCUCUGACCACGGCAACGUCAAGCAGAUGUGGCCCGCCAACGAGGCCGGUCCCAUGUCUGGCUGCGAGCACUUCCCCUGCGACAACGCCUACUGGCUGCCCGACGAUGUCCAGACCAAGACCGCCCACACCGCCGACCUCAUGACCACCCUUGGUAAGGGCAGCACCGGCGUCACCUUCACCAAAUAA
Molecule: messenger RNA, 498 nt
Organism: Akanthomyces muscarius
Lineage: Eukaryota; Fungi; Ascomycota; Sordariomycetes; Hypocreales; Cordycipitaceae
Exons: 1
Coding region: 1-498 (165 amino acids)
Source: RefSeq, a predicted model, not a curated record